GCAGUUCAGAAGUUUUCCGCUCAUUUAUGCUCUUGCCUGGAUUUAGGAGCCGAUAGAAGCUCCUUUUCGUAUUUUUCUUUUCCUUUGACUUUUUAUUCAACUUACAAUUGCAUAUACCUGUUGAAAGAAAAGUUUUAGUCAUGGCCUUGACUGAUGCCAUGCUGCCUUCGAUCUCGACUUUUGCCUCUCAUUCGAGUCUGGAAGAAAAGCAAGCCGAAAUUAUGCAUAGGUGGAAGGUUGAAGACCUAAAAGGUUCAGAGAGCGAAGUAACACCCCACAUUGAAGUUGAGUUUAACAUCGUGGAGUCGCCGAUGGCAAAAAGAGAAGAAGACGAUCUGGGAAAAUUCUUGGAUUUAGAGUUUAUACUGUCCAAUACCAUUCCAUCUGAUACUGGGAACAACGCUUUACACCCCUCCGCCUACCCACUGCCCGAGACACCUGAAAGCUGCAGCACUGCAGGUGACAGCGACGGCUCGCACUCCACUCCCGGACACUACGCCAGCAGCUAUUCGGGGAGUCCAAACCAAAGUCUGGUGGCAGAGCUCCUUACUCCAGAGAUGAACUACAGUGGUUCUUGCGCCAUAACGCAAACCUAUGGUGUGAAACCUGUUAAAAGUAUAAUGGAAUACACAGAACUGAGGGCUCCGAACAUGAGGAAUCCUGCCCAGUUGCCUACGAACACGGAUGACGCACAUCACCUGCCGCAUAAAAUAAAAACUGAAACCUAUGAACAUUCAUGCAUGAUGGCAACUGACUGUAUGGAGCAAAAGCCAAUUAUGUUGCCAAUGCAUCAUCAUCAUCAACAACAGCAGCAUGCGAUGACCCGCCACGGGUUUGCUCAUCACUUAAUGCCUCAAUCCGAAAUGGCUCCAAAAGACUGCCUCUCUGCCUCAGAUAUGCACCAUUCACAUAACCACAUGGCGCUUCACCAGCAAUACCAGAUGGGAAACGCAUUCCCUCCCCAUUACCACCAUCGUCAUCAGCACCAAGCCGCCCACCAGUACCAAGGACAAUUCAACCUUUUUAGAGAUGCAAUGAAGGCCCAUCACCAAAACUUGCAUGGCAUGAUGCUGACCCCUCCAUCAUCCCCUCUCUUGGACUUCUUUCCUCCUGUAAGCGCACCUGAUGAAUGUAAGCCCAAAAGAGGACGCAGGUCUUGGGCAAGAAAGAGGACUGCGACGCACAGCUGCGAGUAUCCUGGCUGUGGAAAAACGUACACCAAAAGCUCCCACCUGAAAGCCCACAUGCGCACUCACACAGGUGAGAAACCUUACCAUUGCAGUUGGGAUGGCUGCGGCUGGAAGUUUGCCCGAUCCGAUGAACUCACUCGUCACUACAGAAAGCACACCGGCCACAGACCCUUUCAGUGCCACCUGUGUGAGCGAGCCUUCUCCAGAUCCGACCAUCUGGCACUGCACAUGAAGAGACACAUGUAAAACGAAUGUACAUGGAAAGAAACGACGGCUAAAAAGACAAUUUAUUUAUAAUGAAUGUAGUACGCUAAUUUAUGUAGAAAUAAAUGGGUUAGUAAACUGAUUCAGUAUUUAAGGAAAAGACCCUUAAUUUGGGGCGUCUUCCAGAGGACUCUAUUUAAAAAAAAAAAAAAGCUUUAUGACUAUGUAAUAAUAAUGUAAAAGUGGCUUUAAAAAUCAAAACAGGGCGGGACCCAGUUGUAUAUAGCUGUAAAAAAGACUUUGCAUCUGAAUAUCAUAUGUAUAUUGUUUUUAAAUUGUUAAUACUGCCAUUUGUGCAUAGAGAAUCGGAAUUUGCCAAAAGACGGGAGAUAAACACGACAACAGGCCUACUGCAUUUGGAUUUUAUGUUUUCUGUAAUGUGUUGCUUUUAUUUGUUCUUUUUAUAAGAGUAAAAUGAGUGUCUGGUAUGUAUGUCGGUAGUCUCAAUUAACAUUUCUCAUAUUUUAUCUUAAGAUAAUUAUUGCGAAACUGAAAAUUGAGUUGACCAUUACUAUUUUGUCACAAAUAAAUGUUUUAGAAUU
Molecule: messenger RNA, 1996 nt
Organism: Polypterus senegalus (gray bichir)
Lineage: Eukaryota; Metazoa; Chordata; Cladistia; Polypteriformes; Polypteridae
Gene: klf17
Product: Kruppel-like factor 17
Exons: 3
Coding region: 141-1436 (431 amino acids)
Biological process (GO): regulation of transcription by RNA polymerase II
Molecular function (GO): RNA polymerase II cis-regulatory region sequence-specific DNA binding; DNA-binding transcription factor activity, RNA polymerase II-specific
Source: RefSeq, a predicted model, not a curated record